AUGGUCUCACCUCAACUUCAACUGCUUUCUCCAGUGCACCACAUCAAGCGCAGCAGCUUACGCAACUGCACCGUGCUUUAUGUCGUUAUGACGCUACUAUAUUUCAGCAUGAGCGCGAAACGAAAGCGCUUAGAGGACACCGCGGAGAACUCUCCUCCUGAAGGUACUCCAACUCCAAAGAAAAGAAAAGGAAGAAUUACUGCCAAAGAACGCGAACGAAUAUCCCAGGAGAAUCGUAAAGCGCAAGGUGUUUUUGACGUACUUAGGCAGCACACGGACAGCGAAAACCGGCAGCUAUCAGAGAAGUUCGUACGAACUCCUUCAAGAAGAGCAGAGCCCGACUACUACAAGCAAGUAAAAUCUCCGAUUGAUUUGACAAGAAUCCAGCAAAAGUUAAAGACGGAGGAAUACCAUUCAUUUGAGGAGUUUUGUGGGGAUGUCGAGCUCCUCAUGGAGAAUACGAGGACAUAUUACAAGGAGGAAUCGGAAGAGCAUAAAGCAGCUACUGAACUUUAUGAACUGUAUAAGAUUACCAAAGAAAAAGUCGAUAAAGGAGAACCUCUCGACAAACCUAAACUUGAUGAUAAUCCGUCUAGUUCGGGAAGCGCUACGCCAUCUAGUUCUGUGCGGUCGAUCUCACCUGCUCCGAGCUCUCGGGGAUCAUCUAGUGGAUAUGCAGACGAAGUAGACACGGACAUGGUCGAGGACAUCCUUUGUGGUCUUUUGGAACUGACAGACUCUACUGGUCGUCUCAUUUGUCCGCCUUUUCGGGUGCUGCAGAGUAAAGAGGAGUUUCCCGUUUACUACGACAAGAUCCGGCAUCCAAUGGACCUGAAAACGAUUGCGGAAAAGGCAAGAGGAGGAGCAUACAAGCGUAUGACUCAAGUGGAAGCUGACGUCCGAUUACUGUGCCGUAAUGCGCAGCAGUUCAGUGGCAAAGGUAGUGAAAUUUACAAAGACGCUGUCGCCCUUAUGAGCUAUUUCAAGGAGAAGCGCGAACAAGUUCUCGAGAAAGGAGUUCACCCGAAACGAAGGGAGAAGAUUCAUCGUGCUGUUGAUCAACUGCUGCAGCAGGCGGCUCUUCCAGCCAACGCAGAGCUUUCUGAGGACUCUGAAGAGGAUGAGGAUACAGAGGACAGCGACGAUCCUUUGUGGCAGCUCUAUUGGACGAUUCGUAACGCACCAAAUGAAAAGGACCGCGAGACAAAUCUGUCUGAUCCCUUUCUUGAACUUCCCAGUCGGAGUUAUUAUCCUGACUAUUAUGAUGAAAUAUCUCGUCCCAUGUCGCUAUUCAUGAUUAAUAAGAAGUUGAAAAGAAAUGGUUAUCAAGCUUUUGAAGAUCUUUUCAAGGAUUUUAUUCAGGUGUUUGAGAAUGCUUGCGAAUACAACAUGGAAUCAUCAGAUAUCUUCAUAGCUGCACAAAAGCUGCAGAACUUGACGAUUCGCAGGGCUCGGGAAUUGCAACCUAGUCUAGAUCUUUCGCUGUAUGAUAAGAAAUCAAAACUUCAUUCAACACCGCCGCUUGCAGUUAAAGCUUUGAAAACACCAAAGACUCCAAAGAUUGAUGUAGACACUGAUUCUGAUGAAAAGGAUACUCCUCCUCCUGAGAAGAAGAAGUACCGGUCGCCGAAGAAGAUGCGACCCAUAUCUACAGGAAUGACGGCUGAGCAUGUUGCUCUGCCUGGACGGCCUGGUCGUAAGAGCAUGGAUGAGCUGAUGCUGCGGUUUCGUCAAAAGCUUAUGUUGUUUUGGGAUCUCAUUUACAAUCAUAAGGAAGGCAUGUAUUGGCCAGCUGGUGCUUUUAUGGAGUUACCAUCAGCUCGGGAAUAUCCCGAUUAUUACCAAGUUAUUGCACAUCCUAUUGACCUUAAGAUUAUUAGGGAGAAAAUUGAGAACAAUAAGUACGAAUCUUCGGUGCAGUUGAUGCAAGACUUUGCUGUACUAUUCAACAACGCUCGGCUUUACAACGAGGCAAACUCGCAGAUCGCUCGGGAUGCGUCCAUGUUGCUUGAUAUGGUUACGAAAUCACAUGCAGGCGAUAAGGAUGCUCCAUACGAGAGUCCUCUGCAGUUGAAGCAGAAAUUCGGAAAUGCGGUACCGACGCCACCUCAUCUACCAAAGAACAAGACUCCUAAGAUAGACAAAAAGUUUGAGGACAUGAUUGCAAGGCUUCCUCCACAUGAACAACAAAUGUGGAGAUUAUAUAGCAUGGUUCGUGAUGCUGCAGAUACUGACGGUAGGAAACUUGCUGGUGCCUUCAUCAAACUGCCAACAAAGGAGGAAUACCCCGAUUAUUAUGAAGUAAUAAAGAAGCCAAUGGAUCUGCAACGGAUUCACCAACGCUUGCAAGCUCACGGUUAUGCAAGAUGGGUGGACAUUAUUGCUGAUAUGUCGUUGAUGCUUGAAAAUGCUUGUAAAUAUAAUGAACCUGAAAGCGCCAUUUACAAGGAUGCUGUCGCACUUCAACGGCUGGUACUUGAGAAAAAGCGAGAGUUAGGUGCCGCGGAAGACUGUACACCAAGAGUUCAAAUGGAGAUUCGAGCCAUGUUUACAAAUAUUUUUGUCUCGGUGUUCAGCAAAAAGGAUUCUGAUGGGCGUUGUCGAUGUGAUUCAUUCGCAGAACUGCCUGAUUUGCUCAAAGCUCGUGGUUUGCCACGCGACGAAUGGCCGUUCUCGUUGGACCAAAUCAAGCGUAACAUCGACAAGGGGCGAUAUCGCCGCUUGGAUCGAUUCCAGAAAGAUUUCUUUGAUCUUUUUGAUCGCGCCAGAGAGCUCAGCAGAAGUGAUUCUAAGCUCUUCGAAGAUGCCACUGAACUUCAGUUAGCGUUCAUCCAAGAACGAGAUGCACAGUGCAAAGGAGUGCUUAUUUCGACUGCUUUCAUUACCAUCGAAAAUGACAUAAAAGAAGCAGUUGAAAAACUUCGAAAAUCUAAGAUGAAUCAGGAAGCUGAAGUUCAGCGGCGAGAGAGUAAUGAUCAAGAGAUUGAAAAGCAGGAAGGAGAGGUUGACUUGGAUUCCCUGAAUUUCGAUGGUAUUGAGUACACUAUACCGUCAUAUGCUUAUAUUUCCCGUACCGAUGACAACCACCGUGCACCACCUCACAUCAUUCGCGUGGAAAGGAUUUUCAAGACGGAUACGGGAGAAAUGAUGGUGAGAGGAAAAUGGGUGUACCGACCACAUGAGACAUUACAUCUGGCCAAUCGCAAAUUUAUCGAGAAUGAAGUUUUUAUUACUCCAUUCAUCGAUACUGUACUUGCUGAGAGACUCAGUGGUCUAUGUAUGGUUGUUUCGGUAAAGACUGCUUUGCAUAAUGUAGUCGAAGGAGUGAAUUCUAAUGAUCUUUACGUUUGCGAAUGCCGAUACUUGGGAAAGCCGCGUUAUUUCGCCAAAAUCAAGGCUUGGCCUUUCCCCGAUGAAGAGGAGAAAUUAAAGCUCACUCCCAGAUCACGUCCUCUUUCUCCAGUUCGUGUCACGAGCGAGUUCGUGAACGCAGAUGGAGUCGUUGAUCGAGAUGACGACGAGAAAUCUCAAGCACACUCAUCUUCGAGCUCGGAGGAGGAUGAUCGAUUACGAGAUUCUGUGGUGCUGGACAUCGAACGGCCCGAGCUCCCUGCUAGAACGGAAGCGGAUGCAGAUGGCCGCAUGUAUCUCCAAGCAAUGCGAACUCACAGCGGCAAGUACCACGACGUUGGCCAGUUUGUCCUUGUUUUCAAUCCUCAGAGACCAACUUGUGAUGUGAUGCGGAUUGAUAAACUUUGGAGAGAGAAGGAUGGAAGUGAAUGGUUCAGUGGAGGCUAUCUUGCGCGACCUUGUGACAUACAACAUGACACAGGCAGAAUGUUUUACGUUAGAGAGGUGUUUGCGGUUGAUCAACCUGAUCAAACUCGUCGGAUCGAGGACAUUCAAAGCCAUUGUGCAGUGCUUACACCCAAGGAAUUCGUAAAAGAACGGCCAACGGAGAUUCCGGAGUGUGACGUUUUUGUAUGCGAUUCUCGCAUACCGGGGCAUUCUUUUGCGAAAGGAGAACCAUCAUCGCUUUUCAUUAAGGCAACAGAAAAAACUUCUGCUGACGACGAAAACUAUGAUCCUUUGAACGGCGGCGCUCCUAUGCACAUCGAUUCUGCGAAGCCUCUCCGGAAAUUUAAGCAGUACAAGGGCGCACAUCUGCCGGAUGCUGAGCUCUUCAUCUUCAAAACACCAAUAGCCAUGGAGAAGGAAAUGUCACCGCUGGCCCGUAACGGUUCAAGUGGCCCCUCAGAAUUGGACAUGGAACUAGACGAAAACGAUACUGAUGGAACUGAGUCAACGGCCAGCAAGGUAAAGUCAGGGAUGAUGUCGAAUUGGCUUGCUGCACAACCGAAACUUACUGCAAAGAGCAAAUCUGGCUAUAUUCUCUUCUCUGCUGAAAUAAGGAAACGAAUUAUGCAUGAGAACCCAGAUUCUGGUUUUGGAGAAGUGUCAAAGAUAGUAGGAAUCGAGUGGAAGAAGUUAUCUGACGACCAAAAGAGACAGUACGAAGUCAGGGCGGAGUACAUCGCUAGUGAACGAGCGAAGCAGGAAGCUGCACGAGCUGCGAGCGAGAAAUCGCUUCAACCUGGUCAGAUCCGGAUAUACCAGUGCAAAUGGAUAAAUUGCGAUUCGCAGUUUGAUAGCGAAAAUGGGCUCUAUGAACACAUAGUUCAACAUCAUACCAGCCAAAUCAUCAUGGACAGCGAACAGCAGUAUGUUUGCAUGUGGGUUACCUGUGUUCGUAACAGAAAAGAUGGCAAGCCUUUCCCAUCACUACCUCGUCUUCAUCGACAUAUGAAGGAGAAGCAUCUUGCUUCGUCGAUGAAGAAUGUUUAUCCAAAUCAGAUUGGAAGGAAUUUCUUCAAGCUUUCAACUCAACCGACUGCUGGCGGGGAAUCGACCAGCAGCCUCGUGCACAUCCCUUAUGGAAGGGGUAUUGGAGGACAAACUCCUCAAGGCGCUCCUGGUCUGCAAACUCCUCAUGUCAAUGGGCAUGUGAGUACUGUGCCUCCCCACCUUAACGGCGAACAUCACUACCCUUCACCAAUACAACACCAACCACCUCUUAGUGCUCAAAUGACCCCACAGGUCACCCAUCAAGCCACGCCUUCUUGUUCACAAGGACCUAUGCCGUCAUCGUCAGUGCAAGCACCCAUCACUGACGCUGCACGUACGGUCGUCAAAGCUCAGGGUGCGGAGCCGGUAUUCGUGGCACCGCCGUCUUCAGUACAUGCCCGACGUGUGUUACACUCGGAAACAUACCUUAGGUACAUCGAGUCGCUGUCGUCGAAUCGCCAGCGCAGCGUUUCAAAGUGGGACGCAUCAUUGACCACAAAUCCGCGUAAUGCGCAACCAAAUGCCGCUCGACCGCCUCCAACUCACUGGAUAAGGGAGUCCCGAGGCCGCCCCGUCGCACGCGAAGAUGAUGUGGUACGCGCUUUAUGGCGACUUCGUGAUGAGCUGCUUGAGAGCACAUGUAAUAUGUCAGUAGAGAGGGAAUUUGCUGGUGUUUUGUGA
This is a messenger RNA of Necator americanus (New World hookworm), 5526 nucleotides long. RefSeq lists its product as uncharacterized. Gene Ontology annotation, cellular component: SWI/SNF complex; RSC-type complex. The record is from RefSeq and is a predicted model, not a curated record. Gene Ontology annotation, molecular function: protein binding; chromatin binding. The transcript has 46 exons. Gene Ontology annotation, biological process: chromatin remodeling; transcription elongation by RNA polymerase II. Lineage: Eukaryota; Metazoa; Nematoda; Chromadorea; Rhabditida; Ancylostomatidae. The coding region runs from base 1 to 5526 and encodes 1841 amino acids.